Molecule: messenger RNA, 1870 nt
Organism: Arvicanthis niloticus (Nile rat)
Lineage: Eukaryota; Metazoa; Chordata; Mammalia; Rodentia; Muridae
Product: la-related protein 1B-like
Biological process (GO): positive regulation of translation
Cellular component (GO): cytosol; cytoplasmic stress granule
Molecular function (GO): RNA binding
Source: RefSeq, a predicted model, not a curated record
AGAGAGGGGCGGCCGGGCUUCCUGGACCCGGACGGCCCCCGGCUGGGCUGGAGGCUGGGGCCAGGGGCCGGCCAUGUCCGCUCGCGCCCCGUUGCCCGCCGCUGCCCCCCGGGAGGACCCGCCCGCCGUGGCCGGAGACCGGGACGCGCUGUUGGCAGCAGCGAGCCGGCGGGCGGAGCAGCCGGCGCCCGGCGAGCGGGAGGGCAAGGAGGCGAGGGAGGAGCGGGCCGCGGCCGCCACCAGCGCGGGGGCGCGGGGAGAGCCGUCGCCGGCGCUCGUGCUGGGACACAGCGUGCCGCAAGCGGCCGUGCCCGUGAGGCCGCUGGCGCUGCACCUGGCGCACAAGGCGCGUGCGCCCGGGGGUCCCUUCGGCGGGGAGGCCCCGCCGCUGCCUCCGCCGCCGCCGCCGCCACCACCGCCGCCGCCGCCGCCGGUACCGCGGAACCCACCGGAGGACGCCCGCGAGGACCCAGCGGCAGCCGGCCCCGAGGACAAGCCGCCGCCGCCGCCGCCAAAGGGGAACCCGUGGACCAAGAAGCUGCCGCAGCACCUGUCCCCCGUGGGCACCGGGGUGCCGCCGCCCGCUCAGGACUCCCCGGAGGCCGAGCUCAGUUCCCUCAAAAUUAUAAAAGCGGGAAAACUCAAGACAAAGAAAUCCAACAAGGCUAGUGACUUCAGUGAUAUGGCAAACUGGCCAACACCAGGUGAAUUGGUUAACACUGGGUCUCAGAGUGUUAUCAGCCAAGGAAAUAAAAAGCCACAAAUUAGAAAAGAAAAAGAAGAGAAGAUUGAAAAAAGAAGCAACAGUGAGAGCAAAGAGAACCGGGAAGCAAAACUAGAUGUUCCUAUAGAGAACGUCAGUGAGGAUGAGGCUCAAUCAAGCAGCCAGCGGAAGAGAGCUAAUAAGCACAAAUGGGUGCCACUCCACUUAGAUGAUGUGAGACCAGACAGCCAGGAAAGACCUGGGUCCCGGAACAGCUCUAGAUGUCAACCUGAAGCAAAUAAACCAGCACACAGUAAUAGAAAAAGUGAUACACGAAGUUGGAGACGGGAAAGAGAAAAGAGAGAUGAUCAAGAUGAAGUAUCCAGUGUGAGAAGUGAAGGUGGUACCAUCCGAGGUUCCACUAGAGGCCGGGGAAGAGGCCGGGGCCGAGGAAGAGGCCGAGGUCGAGGAAACCCUAGAUUGAACUUUGAUUAUUCAUAUGGUUAUCGAGAGCCAGGGGAAAGGACUGAGCAGCCAUUUCCUACAGAGCUUAACACCAGCAUGAUGUAUUACUAUGAUGAUGGCACAGGUGUACAGGUGUAUCCUGUGGAAGAAACACUGCUUAAAGAGUACAUUAAGCGCCAGAUUGAGUAUUACUUCAGCAUAGAGAACUUGGAACGGGAUUUCUUUCUUCGAAGAAAGAUGGAUGAACAGGGAUUCCUGCCCAUUUCCCUGAUUGCUGGUUUUCACCGUGUGCAGGCUCUCACCACAAACCUUAAUCUCAUCUUGGAGGCACUUAAAGAUAGCACAGAAGUAGAAAUUGUGGAUGAGAAAAUGAGGAAAAAGAUAGAACCGGAAAAAUGGCCAAUUCCAGGUCCUCCUCCACGAAAUGUGCCACAAACAGACUUCUCUCAGUUGAUUGAUUGUCCAGAGUUCAUACCUGGCCAGGCCUUUGGCUCCCAUACAGAUUGUACCCCAGACUCUCCAAGAAUUGGAAGUCCUCUGACCUUAAAGAAAAAUACCGAAACAAAUACCCUCCAAGUGAUCAGAGGUUUGUCUACCAGCUUACCUGACCUGGACUCAGAACUGCAUUCCCAGUGACAUUAAAUAGUCCACGAAAGAGGAAGACGAGUCACAGCACAAACCCCCCUCUAGAGUAUCACGUUG